CACUGUGGAAGUGGUCUUCCGACAUGAACCUGGCAGCAGACCUUCUCUGCUUGCUCCUGUGCCUCACUGCGGUGGCUUGUGACCGGGUCUAUGUCCAUCCUUUCAAUUUGUUUUCUUUCAACAAGAGUACCUGUGAGGAUAUGGAAAACCUGGCCCAAGAGGGAAGGAAAACAUUUGUCCCUGACUCCAUUGAGUCCCAAACCACACCUGCCUAUGAAGAUGACCUGAAGGACAAAGUCAAGCUGGACACCCUGAGCCUGAGUGGCCGUGGGAGGCAGAAACUGAGCUACCUGAAGGACUUUGUGCAUGUCCUGGGCAUGCGGUUUUACAGUGAGCUGAGGGAAGCACGUCGAGGCCAAAAUGUCCUCCUGUCCCCAACCAGUCUCUACAGCUCCAUGGUGUCUUUCUACCUGGGUGCAUCCAACCAGACGGCCACUGAUUCAGGUUUGCUGGGAUUUGUUCCCCCAUCUGGAGAUCCUGACUGCACCUCUAGGGUGGAUGGGCACAAGGUCCUUGCAAGCCUGAGGACUAUUGAAAGCCUCAUCAAAAACAGGGAUGAGGAGCUGCUCUUUUCCAAGACACUCUGCCUCUUCUCGCCCUGGCUAACCUUAUCUGAACAGUUCGUGCAUGACUUGUUCCCCUCAGCCGAUGCUUUCUGCCGAGCUGUGGACUUUACAAACCCAAGUGAGGCAACAAAACAAAUAAACCUUGUGGAGGCCAAAAGCGAGGGUCGAAGCAAAUGCUUAUUGACAGACCCUUGACCCAUCCACCGAUCUGCUCUUGCGGUGGAUGUCCGCUUGUCAGUGAAUGCUAAGAAAGCCUUCCGGCUAAAAGAGCCUCAGGAGUUCUGGGUCGAUUCGAACAUGGCGAUCUCAGUCCCCAUGCUGUCAGUAACUGGGACGUUCAAGUACAAGACUGACGCCAGCGAGACUUUUUCUGUGAUUGAAGUCCCUGUCAGCAAGAACGCUCUUCUGGUGCUGCUGCAACCCAUCAAUGGCAACGACCUGGACAAAGUAGAGUCCGAGCUCCCUUUGCAGUUUGUGGCCUGGCUCCAGGAUCUGUCCCCAAGAGAAAUUAAAUUAACUUUGCCAGAGUUAAAAAUAGAAGACAGCUCUGAUCUACAGGAACUUCUUGCAGAUAUGAAACUGCCUGCAUUGCUGGGAAAGGGGGCAGAUCUCAGUAAAAUAAGUGACACCAAUCUAACUGUUGGGAAGGUCAUAAAUAAAGCCUUUUUCAAACUGACAAGCGAUGAAACAGAUCAACCAGAAGAUCCCACAGCACAGAAGAAAGAUUUGGGGCCACUCGAAGUAACACUGAACAAGCCAUUCCUUUUAGCUGUUUUUGAAGAGAAGUCAAGGGCAAUGCUUUUCCUUGGCAGAAUAACAAACCCACUGCACAGUGUUUAAAUGCAAGCACCAAGAACUGGGGCAGAGGGAAGGGGGAAGGUGUGGAGAAGAGAGAAACGAUACACAUUUCCCAUCACCUUUUUCUUAUUCAUCAGCUAUUUUUAUGAUCAUGUGGAGUGGUCUACUUAGCUUUGAGAUGAAGCAGGUAGUGUUUGAAAUACAGCUUUUUGAAAGCUAAAAAUUUGCAACAUUCCAAUUUUGGUCAUCUAUUUCAUGUGGGGUGGUGACUCACACUCCUCUCCCAGCUUCUCUUCUUUCCUUCUUCCCAUCUUGUUUCCCUUCUGCCCCUAGCAAUCUUUUUCAACGCAGUGGGGACAAAACAGUAGUCAGCAAGCCACUGACUUAAAAAAAAAUAAAAUGAUUUUAUGAGCGCAAGCAGCAUUUACUACAGAAAGAUAGAAAAAAGGAACUCUUCUGUUCUUGAGAGGUCACUUUUUGUUUGGUCAGUUUUGCAAGAGACAUUCCCUUUCACUUUUUACAGAGAAAACUUUUACAAUUAUACACAGAAAUUUCUAGCUUGAUCAGCACUAUUUUCGUUUAAAAUGCUGCCAACAUCACGGGCAAGCUUUGCUUGUCCCACUGGGACAAGAUUUUGCCUUAGAAGCAAAAACACAUUUAUAGAAAGUUUCUUCUUUCUGCAGCCCAGAUGGGUAUGUUUAUUUCUUAACUCCAUGGAAAAGCUAAAAAUAUGGUUUGGUAGCAUUAAUGAACUGCAACGUAUGAAUUCUCAUAGUGUGACAGCAUUAUCUCUGAAUUUUUAGAAAAAAAUAAGGCUUACUAUUCCAAUACAAUUCCAUUACUUAGAAUAUUUUCUAACCUGAGCGGCAUUUAUUAUAGCUUUAUAGUGAAAAGAACAUUACUGGUUAGAGCCCAGAUCUGUAAACCUUAACACAUCAAACCAUGUGUUCUUAAAAGAUUUAAGAACCAAAAAAAAAAAAAACCACAAAAAAACAGUAUUAUGGCAGUAACCUAUACUACCGUUGUUGUGCUGAUACACAUGAAUAAAAUGGCUUCAGCAGUUCAGUGCAACUUCUUAGCAGUGUCAUAAAGGUUUGAAACAAACUGGAACCACAGAUUAAUUAUUAGACUCGAUUCCUGAAUGUGAAUGAGGAAGACAGGAAAUGGGAGUGAAUUUUUGGUACUAAGGAAAGCCUGGCAAGAGCUUUUCCUUUGAUUUCAGUGAACACGGACUUUGACCUCACAGUUCUAGAUUUGUCUUUGGUGCUGAUGGCAUUCAGACAGUAACUGCAAACCUUUUUGGGAUAUGGUGCCAGAUGUAUUGUGCAGGAGCACAGUAGCUCACUAUCACCCACAGCGGCCCAGAUUUCUAUCUGAUCCAAAACCACUAACACCAGUGCCUUGCUGGUGGGUUAUGUAGAUAGAUGACCUUCUUCUAUCUUAAUAGAAAAAGACUGAGGAAUAUCUUUCUUGAGAAUACUAGAUUACAAAUGCUAUAAUUGGAUAAAUGCAUGGAUGCUGUAUGGAUGUAUGCAUUGCAGACGCUCUAACCCAUGAAUACGGUGCUUGUAUUUUAUACAGCAGAAAUUAGGUAUCGAUAUGCAGAACAGGCAAGUUGCAAAUAAACCAUCUCCAAAUUGCUUUGCCACA
Messenger RNA from Cygnus olor (mute swan), 3014 nucleotides. RefSeq names its product angiotensinogen (gene AGT). Lineage: Eukaryota; Metazoa; Chordata; Aves; Anseriformes; Anatidae. Gene Ontology annotation, molecular function: serine-type endopeptidase inhibitor activity. The record is from RefSeq and is a predicted model, not a curated record. Gene Ontology annotation, biological process: regulation of systemic arterial blood pressure by renin-angiotensin.